Messenger RNA from Pistacia vera, 1078 nucleotides. Its product is annotated as thaumatin-like protein. The record is from RefSeq and is a predicted model, not a curated record. The transcript is spliced from 2 exons. Gene Ontology annotation, cellular component: extracellular region. NCBI's taxonomy places the organism in Eukaryota, Viridiplantae, Streptophyta, Magnoliopsida, Sapindales, Anacardiaceae. Gene Ontology annotation, biological process: defense response. The coding region runs from base 80 to 817 and encodes 245 amino acids.
AUUACUAGUUAUAAAAAGCUUCAAGUUUUAUACUGUCUCUCACACAACUCACUACUGAAUUCACAAUAAUCUUGAAACCAUGUCAACUUCUUUAAUUAUCCUCCCUCUUCUCUUUUAUCUGUUGGCCUUGUUCUCCUUUACAGAUGGGACACAAAUGAUACUUGUGAACAACUGCCGUGAAAGGUUAUGGCCCGGAAUACUAGGCGGUGCCGGUCAGCCCACUCCUAAUGAUGGUGGUUUCAAACUUGACAGUGGCGAGGAAGUAGUUCUUGAUUUGCCUGAAAAGUGGUCUGGGAGGAUUUGGGGUAGGCAAGGAUGUAACUUUGACAGUAAUGGGAAAGGCUCAUGUGACACUGGAGAUUGCGCUAGCCAGCUUCAUUGCCAAGGCGCUGGUGGUGUUCCCCCAGCAACUGUGGUUGAAAUGACACUUGGUUCAUCUUCUUCACCUUUGCAUUUCUAUGAUGUGAGCUUAGUUGAUGGCUUCAAUUUACCUGUCUCAAUGAAACCUGUUGGUGGUGGAAUUGGGUGUGGCGUCGCGUCAUGUGACGUUGAUGUGAAUAUUUGCUGUCCAUCAGCACUGGAAGUGAAAGUAAGAGACAAGGUGGUCGGGUGCAAAAGCGCCUGCUUGGCUAUGCAAUCGGCUAAGUAUUGUUGCACAGGCGAAUACGCAAACCCAAAGACCUGCAAGCCAACACUUUUUGCUAAUCUGUUUAAGGCUAUUUGCCCAAAGGCCUAUAGUUAUGCAUUUGAUGACUCUUCCAGCCUUAAUAAAUGCAGGGCUUCACGGUAUGUCAUCACUUUCUGCCCUCCCAAAUGAGAAAUGACACAAGGGAAAUAAGGGUGCGGUUAUGGCUCCACAAGGAAGUCAAAAGACAUAAGGCAUUACAUUAGUGAUGGAACGUCCCAGUAAUUUUUAGUUGAUUUAUGUACUGUUUUCAGUUUCUUUUUUCUUUUUCAUUCAUGGAUGAUAGAAUUUUGAAGAUCUUUCAGUAACAGAUGGAGGGUGAAUUAAGGAAAUGGAUAAUACUAGUUUUUUCUCUUUUGGGCAUCCUUGUUGAUUGUGCACACACAGUAAUUC